AUGGCGCACCACGGCUUGCAAGCGAUCAAGUACGUGCGGGGCAAGCUUGAAGUGCUCGACCAGAUAAAGCUACCCCACGAAUUCGCCUACGACAACGUGUCGACCUGCGAGGAGGCCUUUGAAUGUAUCAAGGCCAUGCGCGUGAGAGGUGCCCCCGCUAUUGCUAUCGUUGCAGCUCUCGCGUUGGCGGUGGAGUUGGAGCAUGCGAAGGAUGUUCUAGGAGCGACUUCUGCAGAGGACCUCGUGAGGUUCAUCGAAGCCCGCCUGGACUACUUGAUGGGCUCACGCCCUACGGCCGUCGACCUCUCGAACGCCAUUACGCUUCUCAAAUCGCGAACAACGUCUGCCUCUUCCAUCUGCUGCUCCUCCUCCUCCUCCUCCUCCUCCUCCUCCCCGGUCACUGCCAUAUCCGAGAUCCGUACUGCGUACAUCGAAGCUGCAGAGAAGAUAUUAGAGGAUGAUUUAGCGACGAACAGAAAGAUUGGCCGCUACGGCGCUGAGUAUCUGAGGAGACAACAGGAGCCGGUCGUCACGCCGGUGGAUGGUACGGAUGAGUUGCGGUACUAUACGACAAGUCCGCCGGGGACGCAGGGCGCGCUGGAUUGCACGUAUAGGAAGAUCAGCGUGUUGACGCAUUGUAACACUGGCUCCCUGGCCACCUCUGGCCAUGGCACCGCCCUCGGCAUAAUCCGCUCCCUACACAGCAUGAACUACCUCUCGCAUGCCUUCUGCACCGAAACGCGCCCUUAUAACCAAGGCUCACGGCUCACAGCCUUCGAGCUCGUUUACGAGGCCAUCCCCUCCACCCUCAUCACAGACUCCAUGGCUGGCGCGCUCUUUGACCGCUACAAGGAAGAGAAGAACAUCAUGGCUGUGAUCGUAGGCGCGGACCGCGUCGCCCGCAACGGCGACACGGCCAACAAGAUCGGGACCUACGCUCUCGCGGUACUGGCGCGCUACCACGGCAUCAAGUUCAUCGUGGCGGCACCCACGACCUCCAUCGACCUGCUCACGCUCACCGGGGCAAGCAUCAAGAUCGAAGACCGCGCCGGCAGUGAACUGACGCAGGUCACCGGCGCGGUCGUCGGACCCGACGGCAACGUCGUCCCAGGCGAGACGCACAGGGUGGCGAUCGCGGACCAGCGGAUCGCGGUGUGGAACCCGAGCUUCGACGUGACGCCGCACCAGCUGAUCGACGCGAUCAUCACAGAGGAGGGGGAGGUGGUGCGCAACGCGAGGGGCGAGUUCACGUUCGAGGGGGUGAUGCCGGAGCGGUGGGCGCAACAAGUGGGGGGAGUUAGAGCACCCAUAGAGAUGAUCGGGAAGCUAGGCACGAGCGAGGAGAGCACGCAAUUUCCCAUGGAUCAGGUAUGA
Drepanopeziza brunnea f. sp. 'multigermtubi' MB_m1 is the source of this 1374-nucleotide messenger RNA. NCBI's taxonomy places the organism in Eukaryota, Fungi, Ascomycota, Leotiomycetes, Helotiales, Drepanopezizaceae. The record is from RefSeq and is a predicted model, not a curated record.